Messenger RNA from Theileria equi strain WA, 2118 nucleotides. RefSeq lists its product as hypothetical. NCBI's taxonomy places the organism in Eukaryota, Apicomplexa, Aconoidasida, Piroplasmida, Theileriidae. The transcript has a single exon. Gene Ontology annotation, molecular function: protein binding. The coding region runs from base 1 to 2118 and encodes 705 amino acids. The record is from RefSeq and is a predicted model, not a curated record.
AUGUUUAAUCCACGACCUUCUAGUGGCAUAAGCCAUAGUUUUUCAAAGGCUUCGGCUAAGAUCGAUGUGCCAGCAAGAAUUGAAACACAAGUAUCAUCAUCUACAGACCAAUCAGCAAACUUGAGCUUACAUGAUGGUAUUUUCGGCAGAUUUGGCAUAUUAAAGGAUGAUAAUCUCGCAGUAUCACCCUCAUUUGACUCGAAGAAUUUUGAUGAUAGCCAUAUAUUCAACGAUGUUAAAAGAUCUAGUUCGUCAGGUCGAUACAAUGCACUGGAUUUCGAUAUUCAGCCAAUGGCUGAUGUAUCUACGAUAGAGAUGCCCAAAUCGGCGGUAGAAUUGAGUACUGAAGGAAUAUUUGACAAAAACUACCUUGUGCAGCUCAUACUUACGUUUGAGCGUCUAUCGAAAUUUAACAAAAAGCUUAUUUCAGAGCCUCUGCGUUUUCGUUUCAUAGAUAUUUCACAUCAUGGUUAUGAUAAAGAAGCAGAAAAUGAGGGUUUGAUUGACAAAAACGGUAACAAGAUCAAGAAGAUCAUUUACGCAAAACAAGCUGAUGGCCACUAUCGUAGAAGCUACCUUGACCGAGGUAUGAAGGGAGCCGGUCAUUCGUAUUAUGACUCUAACAACUCUUCAGCAGUCCCCAAACAGGCCUAUCCCAUGAGAGUGAUUCAUAACGACAGUGAUAUUCUGGAUACAGUGCGUCAUGAGGCAAGCACGCUUGAACAUCCAAACAUCAAUGGUUUGGAUGUCUAUGAGACUCGCAGAGGUGCUACACAGACGGAUUGGAAGAGCGGUGAUAUACGAGGGAAGGUAGAUAUAGAAUUUAAAAGGUCAGAUUUAGCGGAUAAAAAUAGGGAUCCGUUAUUAGCAUUCAAGGAGGGAACAGAUGAGUAUCCUUUUGCUAAACCGAAGCUCCGUCCGAUACCGUCACAGACUGAUUGGAAAAGUAAAAAUUCCUUCGAAAAUGAUAUUGGAUUUUUCCAGUUUUCAAAGAGAGGAUUUCCACAGAAGGAGGAAACUAAGGAUUCCGAACAAUCGUUUUUGGAGAAGCUUUUGGAUAAACCUUUUGAUAAUGAAGAUGAUACGUUCACUCAGAAUGUUAAUUCUCCAAGGAGGAGUAUUUGGGGUGAUAAUGAGCAAACUGUAAACUUGCAAUGGCAAUAUAUGGAUCCACAUGGCAUCGUUCAUGGACCAUUCCCCUCUGAGCAAAUGUACCAAUGGUAUUCUAAGAACUUUUUCCCCCAGAAUUUAAGGAUGAGAUAUAAUACUAAAAUGUCAUGGACUCCUCUUAAGGAUCUCUAUCCGCCAAACACCUCCGCCUUUAGAUCAUUGCCUAGUGGUUAUGAUGGUAAAGGUGAUUCUUGGCCAACUGCUGCGCCGCAAUGGAAGACUCCUAGAGACUCAGUAUCCAGUUUCAACGAUAGAGAAGUUUUAAGGUCACAACAAUCACCAUUCUUUGGGAAGAUGCAUGAGAUUCCAAAAGUGUCACACGAUCUACCCAAGGUAGUGGCUGCAAAAACGCACACAUCGGCAGCUCUUCCGAUUGACAUUUUGGGUAGUUUGGAGCCUAAACCAAAACCAUCGCUUCAUGCCUCUCCAUUUCUUUCAAUGGAGAAACCGAUAACGAAGAGAACCCCUAACAAAACCCCAGAAGGGAGGGACACAUUACACAGGGGUGCCGCUGGCAUUCUUAAGAAUUUGGAGGUUUUGUCAGCUAAGGAGGUUACAACACAUAGUAUGCCGCAGACCCAAGAACACGUCUCUGACCCACCUCGUGAAUCUUUGGGCUGGAAGAAGACGGAAGUCGAAGUUGCAUCGUUACUAGAAAUUAUGGAAAUCCAGAAGAAACAGAGCGUGGCUGAAGCAAAGGAAGAACCUGCUAAGAAGGUGAUGCAAACGGGAUGGGAUUUCAGUAAUAAUAACGCACACGUUGACCUAUCUGAAGACUUUCCUACGCUUGGCACCGAUGUAAGAGUUGUCACAACUCGCACUACAAAGUCCACAUUCUCCAAACAAAUUACAACUAUGCCUCUAGAGACUUUCAUAGAGCGCAAUUCUGGAGUUGUGUCUGGACUCGAAUCAAACCAAACGUUCGCAAGUAAAGUGUUUGGAAAAUAA